AUAACACAACCUUCUCUUUUCAAAUCUACCACAGGGCGGAAACAGAACACUUUUUCUUCGACGAUGGCGACCCUACAAUCUCCUGUAGACAGAGAUUUCCAUGGGCAAGUGAUUGGUGAACCUCCACCGCCUGACAACACGGAGGCGGCUAAACAGUGCGGUGACGAUGUAGCCCAGUCUCAAGAAUCUGGCCAUAUUCAAGAGACUGAGAGCCCAAAUACACCUACGAAGAUACUCUAUCGAUUUCUUGUCAGAGACGAUAAAGGCGAUAUAAUCGAAAAGCAAGAAAGCGCGGACCCCAUCAUUGUCAAGGUUGAUGACAAAGCUACAAACCUGACCGAUCAAACAGUGCUUGAAGUUCUCACUACCCAGGAUGUCACCACGACCCUUGGUCGCAUAGACCGCAGAGAUCCACCAUAUACUGUCCUCAAAAUCCACUCUCUACACCUUAUCAAUGCCUUAAGACAAGUGAUAAGGUACUAUCCCGGUCUGAAUUUUUCUGGUGUGCCGGUCACAAUUCCUGAACCCUUUAAGCCAUUAGUUCACUACAUGAAAGAGCUUGAAGACUAUACGACGAAUCACCCCCAGGGCCAUGAUGAGGAUUUCAUUUUCAUCACAAACUCUCAUAUCGAUGUUCUGCUUGGAUUUCUGGACCAGAGGCUUGGACAAGAACUGCGUCUGGAACGCGAACGUCAUCUGCAACAACCGCCUGUUGCAACGUAUGAAUUUCUCUGGCUCCUUUUUCGGCCAGGGGAUGAAAUAUUUGUUCGGGUUCCCAAAAAAGAAGGAGAAGAAGAAGAUAGUGCGGAGCGUUACCCCUACAGACUUUUCAAAAUGCAACAAUCGCCCAAGGUUUCCAAUUUCCUGAUCUGGCGCAUUGAUACGUUGUCCUUUCAAUUAGCACCACACGAAGAACUUCAAUCUGUACAGUCCUUCGAAGGUGAAAAGGAAAUAUCAUUCUUGAGAAUAUGUCCACGAGCCUUCUUGCCAAAUUAUUCCCAGGCAAGGGAAAAAUUCAUUGCCAGAGGGAUGAAGUUCGUGAGCCUUUUCGACCCUUCAUAUAUGGAACAUGCGGGAAGCAUACUUCCAAAUUUCUUCGGAACUGCUUCUAUUGAAAUUAACGGCAAAAUCAUGGUAGAUCCAAAUUCUUGGCUAGAUCAUAGCGGCAGGAGAGAAUUAUACAUGAGCUCGAGAAAUUCUGCCCUCAGAACAUUUUCAGUGACACCUGACUUCUACAAAUACCUGGGUUACGGGUGCGAAUGCGCUCUUUGCGACCAGAUCUUAGAUAAAUCGGAGCCCGUCCUCCCGAUAAGGGACUUUCGGUACGCUGGUGGAGAUGGUUCGAACGAAAUAUUGAACGAUGACUUCUACCUCCUCUGUUCUCCGGUAAUUCGCGGAUAUGCUUUGAAUGAGAGGAAAUGGGUUGAUUUGCAUAUCGAUCAAGUAUCUGAGCCCAAAAUCGAUCCUGAUCCAUUCUCAAACCUCGUCCUCGAGGAUGAAAUCAAGGAUACAAUCGAGGCUCUCGUUUGUAACUACGCUCAGAGAGACUCGAAAGUAGAGUCAUGGAGCAAAGACUUUGUGAGAGAUAAAGGAGAAGGGCGGAUCUUCUUACUGCAUGGCUCUCCAGGUGUUGGAAAGACGUGCACUGCUGGUAAGACUCUUGAGACCAAUUUGAUUGAGUUAACUUUCGUAGAAUGUGUGGCGGACCUCAUCAAACGGCCGCUCCUGCCACUCACAUGCGGGGAUAUGGGAGUAACAGCGAGUGAGGUUGAAAAGAAUUUCAACCUCUUCUUUGAAUUGGGGGAACGUUGGGGAGCAGUGGUUUUAAUGGACGAAGCAGAUAUCUACCUCGAGCAGAGGACUUCAGAGAACCUCGAACGAAAUAGUCUUGUAUCUGUGUUUCUUCGGUCCCUCGAGUACUUCCGAGGCAUACUUUUUCUCACCACCAACCGUGUCGGGUCCUUCGAUGACGCCUUCAUUUCCCGAAUCCACGUUGCGCUUCACUACAAGAAGCUCAACGACGAUUAUAGAGCCAAGAUAUGGGAAAAGAAUUUCAAUCGACUGAGCAAAGAUUCCAUAUCAAUUGCUCCGGGUGCGAUUAUCUAUGUCACAACAGACCCCGAUGUCCGAGCUGUUGAAUGGAAUGGCAGAGAGAUUCGCAACGCGUUCCAAACCGCAGUUGCGCUGGCCCAAUAUCAGGCUCGGAAGGAGGGGAAGGUGCAGGUCGUGCUCCAGGCGGAUCACUUGAAAAGGGUGGUGAAAAUGUCGAAGCUCUUCAAGGACUACAUUAAUUCUACACACAAGAAUCAGGACGAGGCGAAGAGGGCCUUUAUCGAAGAGCGGAGGAACGAUGCGUUUGAUUCAUUGCAACUCAACUGAGGAGGAAUGAACUAUGUUUACGGUCAUGAUUUUUCUUCUAUAGUCAAUUAACGUGUUUACUCAAGCGCGGCAUCCGAACC
Messenger RNA from Hyaloscypha bicolor E, 2459 nucleotides. RefSeq names its product P-loop containing nucleoside triphosphate hydrolase protein. Gene Ontology annotation, molecular function: ATP hydrolysis activity; ATP binding. The record is from RefSeq and is a predicted model, not a curated record. The transcript is spliced from 6 exons. Lineage: Eukaryota; Fungi; Ascomycota; Leotiomycetes; Helotiales; Hyaloscyphaceae. Bases 64 to 2379 code for a protein of 771 amino acids.